This is a messenger RNA of Epithele typhae, 849 nucleotides long. RefSeq lists its product as uncharacterized. The coding region runs from base 1 to 849 and encodes 282 amino acids. NCBI's taxonomy places the organism in Eukaryota, Fungi, Basidiomycota, Agaricomycetes, Polyporales, Epitheliaceae. The transcript has a single exon. The record is from RefSeq and is a predicted model, not a curated record.
AUGGCCCGCUCCAAGCUGCACUCUGCCGUUGCGGGCGGCGUCAAGGACUCCUGCAGCCUCCACCGCUGGGUCCUCCUCAAAAACUUUAUCGUCAACACUCACCCCGCCGAGCCUGCCCCGUCUCAACCAGACGCUGACGUACACCACGUAAAUAGAACCGACGACGAUGCGGCACGCGACGCAGUCGAGGAGGACGCCUUCAUGUUCCCGGACCCCCACACCCUUGCCGCCCGCAGCCCCAGCAGCGGAGACUGCGAAAAGCAGUGGCUAGACUCCCUCCUAGAGGACCUCGGCGACGAUGACGACGACGCGGACGUCGGAGUCUCGACCUCGGUCAUUCCCGUAGACGAUGACGACGAACCGCUGAGUCCGCUGUGUUCCCCCAUGUCCUCCUCGGACGACCUCCUCGUCGCACACGCGGGCAUGUUCUACCAACCUCCCCCUAUUGCCGUCCCCUACCCCGUUCCGUACCCACCACUGCACCCACCGCUCAUGCCGUCGUGGCUCCAGUUCGAGGACCCGCACGAGCUGGACGCGCUCCCCUACUACGACGCGAACUACGUGGACGAGCUCCCUGUACCCGACGCGAUCGAGGACACGUCGGACGACGAGUCGGACGCGCUCUCGACGCCGUACAGCCAGUCCAUGUCUUCGUUGUCCCCGGUCGAUCCGGCAUCCGUCCCAUUGCCACCAGAGCGCAGGCGGCUGCGCGGCGAUCCACACGUGUACGUGGGCCCGGAGGACCCGUACUUCUACCCCUUCGAACUGGACCCGCCCCUCCCGUUCCCCGACGACGACGGUUUCGAGACCGCGCACGGUUUCCGUCCCCCCAUCUACCAGGAGUGCUAG